Messenger RNA from Paramecium pentaurelia, 1521 nucleotides. NCBI's taxonomy places the organism in Eukaryota, Ciliophora, Oligohymenophorea, Peniculida, Parameciidae. The record is from the annotation of a GenBank genome assembly.
AUGUUAAAUAUCAUUAUUUGUGUUGUCCUAGCCUAUUCUUAGACAACUAAUUCUUAAUAACACUUAAACUAAAUUCACAAUAACAAUACUGAUUUAUAAAUCUUUGAAAUACUUAUCGUUGCUCCUAAUAAUAAUAGCUUAAUAAUUGUAGAAAAUCCUCAUAUUCUUAUAACAUUUUACUAAAAAGAAUGUCCUUAUAGUGCACAAUUCAUUGAAUAUGAAUUAAAUAAACUUUAAGAAGACGGUAAUAAAUUCAAUGUCACAUUUGGUUUAUAUGAUGUUGCAAAAACUGAAUUUCAUACACAUCAAUCAAUGAAUAAGUUUGGAAUUGUCGAAACACCAACUAUUAUCUUCUUUUAAAAUGAAGUACCGCAUGUAUUCUCUGGUAAAAAAAAAUCUCAUAUUGUUUCGAAAUGGAUUUAAGAAGUAUUUUUAAUAAUAUUCUAUUUAGUUUUUUAAUGGUAAUCCUCCUCCAAAGGAAAUUUUUACAGAAUCAGAAUUUAACUAAUUACUAGAGGAUAACAAAAAUGUUCUUUUUUAUUAAAAAAAUUCUACUUCAACCUUUGAUAUUAAUUUUGAUAAAUUCUAUUAAUUUGCUAUAUAAAAUACUAUCCCAGAAAUAGUAUUUGCUUUCUCAUCACAAUAUUAAAAAAAUAAUCUAUUUAGUUUAAAAUACUAUAAGCAAGAGACAAAAGAAGAAUUUACUUUUAAUUAUUAAUUUAAUCUUGAAUAUAUAAAGAAAUUCGUUUUAAAAUAUUCACUUCCUUUAAUUCCUUAAUUAAAUUCAAAAACAGAAGAAUUAGUAUUUCAAUCAAACAGCUUUUCCUUUAUUUUAUUUUAUGGUCUAGAUGAAAUAUCAAAAUAAGCUGAAUUAGCUUUUUAAGAGGUCGCAAAAACUUUCAAUAAUUCUUACUAAUUUUCAAAAUUAAACAUUUAGGAUGAAAAUUACUUGGAAUACAUCAUUGAUUUAGGAGUUAAUGAUGGUAUAAUCCCUAAGAUUGUAACAAUAAAUGGAUAAUUCAAAUAUAAAUAUGAUGGUCCAGAUUUUUCAGUAACUGGAAUUAAAUCCUUAAUUUUUAAAUUAAAAUAAGGAUAAAUAGAUUCAUAUAUAUUAUCAGAACCAAUACCUGAUUAUACUCACAAAAAUUCAUAUGUUAAAGUAACACUUAUUUAAUAAAUUAGAAAAUUGUCGGUUUAAAUUAUGAUGAUGAAAUAAAGAAGAGUAACAAAAAUAUAUUAUUGAAAUAUCAUGUAAAAAACUGCGAACUUUGUGUAGAAUUGGAAUCAAUAUAUGAACAAUUAGCAUAUAAUUAUAGAGAGGAUAAGAGUUUAGUAAUAGCAGAGAUUGAUAUAAGAUUGAAUGAUUUUACUGAUGCUUAUUAUCCAAGAUAAACACCAGAUAUCAUUUUAUUUCUCCAAAAAAACGGUAAAAGAUAAGCAAUAUUUUGGAAUUUCGAAGAAAUGACAUUAGAUUUAAUUUAGAUUUUUGUUGAAAAUAACAUUCAUUAAGUGAAUUAAUGA